This is a messenger RNA of Elaeis guineensis (African oil palm), 1718 nucleotides long. RefSeq names its product dof zinc finger protein DOF3.1. Gene Ontology annotation, biological process: regulation of DNA-templated transcription. Gene Ontology annotation, molecular function: DNA binding; DNA-binding transcription factor activity. Lineage: Eukaryota; Viridiplantae; Streptophyta; Magnoliopsida; Arecales; Arecaceae. The record is from RefSeq and is a predicted model, not a curated record.
UCUCGUGACCGGACUAUAUAUUCCUAUUGCACUCCAACAGCCAAAAAAGGGAUGGAGCUUGUGUAGGGUGACUUUAGAGGACUUUGAAAAGAGAGGAACCAAGAAGGGUAGCUCGCUCAGCUCUUCUUUUCUCCUUGUCUUCCUGCCUCCCUUCCUGCUAUCCAUCUGUAUAUCUUCUCCUCUGAUCUUUUGGUGUUGUGUGGAAAACGAAGAGUUUGUUUUGCUUUUCUUUUUGCCUUGGUAGGGAAUAUAGGUUUUGGAUGAUGCAUGUGAUACCUUCUGAGUUCUUAGUUGAAAUCUAAAGUAUUCCAUUAGUUUUUGUGUCCUCUGUAGACAUCUCAAGGUUCCAUUGGAUGGAUCGAAGGUAUGCAAAGUUUUCCCUUCUUUUUUGAAGGUUUUUCUUUCAGAGGGCACUUUUCUUGCGGGAAAUAUCUCGUUUCUGUCAAUCUUUCCGAAAGGCCCACUCUUCUAUAUCUCGAAAGCCAAAUAAACCCAAGCUUUCUGUCUCUUAUUUUAUUUCUUGCUUUUCGUUUAGAAGAUCCAAAGUCCAUUUGUCUCUAGCAAAAAGAUCUCUUUUUAUUUUUAGAAAAAAAAAAAAGAAGAAAGAUCUCAUUUUUCCUCAGUAUCUGAAGGGAAAACAUACAGGAAAGUUCUUCUUUCUAAUUAAAGUUGGUGUUUUGGAAGCUGAAAAAACUUGAUUCUCUGAAAAUUCCCAGCCGAAAACAGUAGAGAAAAAAGUCCGAUCUUGAACUAAAAAGAGUUGAUAUAAAGAUCCAAUUUUUACGAUCGCAUUACCUGAAGGAGUACAUCGAGGGGCUUCACCCGUAGACGCGAUGCAGGGCACGACGGCGGUGGCUGGAGCGGUCCAGGGGGGGGCGAAGCCCCCGUUACCGGAGCCGGAGCAGCACCUCAAGUGCCCCCGAUGCGACUCCACUAACACCAAGUUCUGCUACUACAACAACUACAACCUCUCCCAGCCCCGCCACUUCUGCAAGGACUGCCGCCGCUACUGGACCAAGGGCGGAGCCCUCCGCAACAUCCCCGUCGGCGGAGGCACACGCAAGAACUCCAAGCGCUCCGCUGCCUCCGCCACCGGUGGCGCCACCGCCUCCAAACGUCCCUCCACCUCCACGCCGCCACCUCCACCCUCCGAUCACCUCCCAAAGCCGGAGCCCUUUUCUGUCCUCUAUCCACCAGCCACCGACCCCGACGACCGGCUGCUCGACAUCACCGGGAGCUUCAGCUCGCUGCUCGCCUCCAGCGGAGGCUUCGGCAACCUUCCAGAGUGCUUCGGCUCCGGCGCGGCGGGCGGCGCCACCGUGGGUAUGCGGAAUUCCGGUGGUCCGAACAGUUCGAUCGAGGGGGGGAUGGAUCAGCUGCAGAGCUCCAGCGAUAGCAACGGCAAUGAGAACUCGGCGGCGCUGGAGAAUUUCUUGGGGGAUUCCGGUGGCUGGGCUAAUGGCUGGUCCGAUCUCCGCAUCUAUACUCCAGGUUCGGGCUUCCAGUGAUCAAGAAAAAAAUAGAGAAUUUUAGAGCAAAGGGAAAGCAAAAGAAAACUCUCUUCUUUUCUCUGUAAUGUUUUCCUUCUUUAUCUUUUCCAUGGCUUUUUAAUAUCGUUCUGUGGAACUGUUUCUAAAAACUCUGGCAUAUGUAUUAGUUAUAGAGUAUGAUGAGGUACAGAUCGACAUAUACUUAGUCAUUUGGGUUUGAAUAAUUUU